CCCGCCCGUUGGAACCCCCUGCCCGUUGGCCUCACGCAGGGGUGGCUGUUGAGCGGGGUUGGCAUGGCGGGGGGCGGUGGGAGGCCACGCUCCCCCCAGCGAGCCCUGCUGGGGAUGGCAGCCAUCGUGGCAGCGGUGGUGGAGGCAUGUUGGGGCGCUCCGGGAAGAGCUGCACCUGAGGAAGGCCAACUUUCCAUUGGUUUAGUUCGGAAGAACGUGAUCUACGGCAACGUUCGACAUCCAGAGAACGUGUACGUUAAAAUGCUCACCAAUAGCCCAACCCUGGUGUGCAUGGACUUGUCUCUUUCUCAAGAAGAAAUAAUAGAUCCCAAGUAUUCAUGGACCGGUCCAGAUGGGAUGAGUUUAGAAGGGCAAGGAUAUGCGAAUCUCACGGGUGCUGGGGAGCUGGUGCUGCAGGGCUUCCAGGCGUCCAUGUCCGGGGCCUACACGUGCACGCUGUCCCACAGAAUCAUAGAGACCUCAGCACAAGAAGAAGUAGAUGUGGCCAAUACCUACAGGUUCAUGGUGUAUGCGUACAGGGAAGCUGACCGCGUGUACCAGGUCUCGGUGCGCUUCACUGCCAAGGGCUGCGAGCUGGCAGCCAACGCGCGCUUCGUGGAGGAGCUGAAGAAGAUCGUGGAGAACCUCAUCCUGGACCUGACGUGCCGAGUGGAGGGGCUCUCGUACCGCUGCCAUUCCCUCGAGGUUCCCCACCGGCACUCCCCGAGCGAACUCUUCGUCUCUUUCCGAGUGAAUCCCUUUGCUCUGGGAUGGGAAGAUCUCUGCGGCCGCCCUCCCCGGCACUGCGAGGACGCCACGAACCGGAGAGCUCAGCAGGCGACAGACCGAAUCGGGGAGUUCUUCAGGAAGCAGACGUACACUCUGAAGCACGAGUUCCGGAUCACUCCUACCAUACAUUACGUGGAGGGCAGCUUCUCCGUGACCCCCAUCGACAGCUGCCGCCCGGGCUUCGGGAAAAACAACGUCACCCACCGGAGCUGCGCCGGCUGCUGCGUGGUGUGCAGCCCCGGGACGUACAGCCCCGACAGCGCUGUCAGCUGCAGGGUGUGCGCGGGGCACCGCGGUGCGAGGUACGGAGCCAAGUCCUGCCCAUGAACGUGGCACAGAAACUGGAGGUGUGAAAGCAUCGUUGGUUUCGUGAUGGCCUCUUGGCGCUGAGCUCCCGGCCCUGGAGCCCUGCACCCACUUGGAGCAAUGGCCGAGCUCCCCCACUCACGCACCCCUGCUGUAAUUCCUGCAUUCAGGCAUAAAAUGGGGUGUUCAUUCAGGGUGAGGCGAUCCGUGUGCGUCCCAAAGCCGCUGCUUCCCAGAGCCUGCUCCCUGGGGGGGGACCCCAAACACUGCACUGUGCUCCAGGGGGGGGAGGGCACUGAGGGGUCCUGGCAGUGGAGCGGGAUGAGGUGCUGAGGUCACGUGUGCCAGAAUCCCCAUGGGAAGUUACCCAGAGGUGUGAAGUACUGAAUCCUCACCCUUCAGGAACACAAAUGCGCUUCCCUUGGCUUUCCCCUUUUCUUUAUGUGUGGAAGGUUCUGUUGUGCCCGGUGCGGGGCUGGAUGGAUCCUUGCUAACUGCUGCCUUUGCUGUGGGGCGUUCUGCACUGCGCCCGGCGCUGGGAGUCCAUACGAGCCAUGGGGUGUGGGCGGGUGUCUGAGAUGGGCCUUAAUGAGUUCAGCCCUAACGAGAUCCGCAGUGCAGGUGGGAGAUGAAGAACGCUGCCCUUACGGCUCAGCCUGUCCACCAGGAGGGAGCAGGGAUGUCCCGGGGAGGGAGGGAUGGAGGCUGCUGAGCCUUCUCCACCUGGUGCUGCUGCACCCUUUCCUCCCUCCAUCCAAGUACUGGUGGCACAGCCCCACUCGCUGCCCAGCAGCUCAUACCCUGGCAGCAGCUGUGAGCUCCCAGGAUCAGCAGUGGGUCGAGAUCAGAGCUGCCAGAGCGCCGAGAAGACAGGAGAGCUCUCAGCUCAGCAAAGGCUUGCUCCCAUCCAUUCUGCAAGGCGAGCUGCUGUACCCGCAAUCGAUUGUUUUGCUCAUUAAGCAGCAUUAGGGCAGAUUCUACUCCAGUGCUUUCAGUCCAUCCCCAGGAGCACUGCCUGCCCCCCUGUCCCACAUGGCACAGAGCUUUGUCAGCCAAUCACCAGAGCUGCUGCCCUCCUGCCUGCCCCACAACCCCUGGGGGGAGCACAGGAGAGCUCCUGGCCCCUUCUACUCCCCAUUAUGGGGCAGCUGAGCAGCUGCUGUGGUCCCACCAUGCACAGAGCAGCAGCCCCAGCUCAGAUCCCAUACGCAGCCACGGAGCUCGGUGCCGUCAGCCCAGCUCCAUGCAGCGCCAGCUCACACAGGAGAGCCCUGCCCGCUCAGCACCCACCACUUCUCACAGCGCCCAGAAAUCCCUCUGUGAGUAUUCAUCCAAAAACCGACCAGAUUCCGCCCAGUUUAGCUCAUCCACGCUGACAGCCGGGCAGCAGAAGGCAGCGCGGGCACAGACCGUGCUCAGAGCUUCUCGGAAUCACGGCUUAUUAAGUGCUGAUGGAUAAGAUGUGCAUCUGAACCGCCCGUGGGGCGACCACCGCCGCUGCCAAAUGGACCCCGCUCGGCUCGGGGGGACGCGGCAGAAGGGCUGUGCUCCCUGCACUCCUCUUUCACAGCAAAGAAAUGUCACAUCCAUAAACUGCUACGUGAAGCAGCAGCAAGCGGGCGCUGAGCGGCCGCAGGGUCAGGAUUCAACACUGGCCACCUCCUCUCCCAGCCUCUUUUUUUUUUUAAAGCAGCGGGGCAGGAGCAAACUCCCACGGCAACUCAGGUUCCGCAGUGAGCCCUGAGAAUCUGCAGAAUUGGAUCAAACCUUUCGGCUUCGUGCCGCAGAGGCUGUGCCAUCAGGACGGUGCAGAUCUCCAGGACACAGCACACACCUUCAGGGCAGUUCUUUUCCUCCCCCACAGCCUCAGCA
Messenger RNA from Numida meleagris (helmeted guineafowl), 2967 nucleotides. It is a transcript of the gene ZPBP2, whose product is annotated as zona pellucida binding protein 2. The record is from RefSeq and is a predicted model, not a curated record. Gene Ontology annotation, biological process: acrosome assembly; binding of sperm to zona pellucida. Lineage: Eukaryota; Metazoa; Chordata; Aves; Galliformes; Numididae. Gene Ontology annotation, cellular component: acrosomal vesicle; extracellular region; zona pellucida receptor complex. The transcript is spliced from 8 exons. Bases 64 to 1116 code for a protein of 350 amino acids.